GGGUGAUUUUUGCCUUUGAAAGAUCACGUGGUUCACCGACCAUCGGGGCCUGCCGUGGGUUUCAGUCUACUGUAAUGCUCACAAUAAACCAGCAGGUGUCAGCAGAGAGCCUCCACUAAUCUGAUUACUGCUUCCUCCUUCUCAUCAGCUGACGCAGAAGGACGCUAGCGGGCGACAUGUCUGAGGCAAAGAAACUGACGUCCAGCCGCCGGCAUCAUCUGAAGAGUUUGAUGCUUCAGAUCGCCGCCAACUGGAUCGAACAGGAAGCCAAGGACAUCGAGGUGGCCAAGCAGGCCCACAUGGCCGAGAACUGCCCGCCCCCCAACCUCAGCGGUGACAUGGCCAGCAUGGUGGAAGUGUGCAAGAAGCUCCAAGCCGCUAUCGACAAGAUCGACGACGCCAGAUACGACAUUGAGGUGAAAGUUCAGAAAUCUGACAUUGAGAUCCAGGAUCUGAAACUGAAGGUGGUGGAGCUGGCGGGCGUCAAGAAGCCCGCCCUGAAGAAGGUGCGCAUGUCGGCCGACGCCAUGCUGCAAGCCCUGCUGGGGGGCAAGCACAAGACCACCAUCGACCUCAGGUCCAACCUCAAGCAGGUCAAGAAGGAAGUCAAAGAGGAGCCAACAGAGGCGGUGGGCGACUGGCGGAAGAACAUCGAGGACAAGGCAGACAGGAAGAAGAUGUUUGAGACUUCCUAAAAGAUGGAGGACGAGGAGGAAGAGGAGGAGGAGGAAGAAGAGGAC
Molecule: messenger RNA, 740 nt
Organism: Doryrhamphus excisus (bluestripe pipefish)
Lineage: Eukaryota; Metazoa; Chordata; Actinopteri; Syngnathiformes; Syngnathidae
Source: RefSeq, a predicted model, not a curated record